GGCUAGCACUCGUUCCAGCUCAUUUAGUCACGGAACUCAACUUACCGAAGUGAAAUCGUGUUUUUUUCUUUUUAUUGGAGUCAUAUGCGGCGCAAGCUCCGAACGCCGUGAAGGAACGACACACCGCCGGUUUACUAUGCUAGCCAGCGGCGUAUGAAUGGUGCGCCCCGUUCGCUAACAAGUCAAGUUAGCAUGGCCACAGUUUCUAAGGCUUGACGAUAUGACACGCUGAGCUCGCUGCUCCACACUUUAGCGGCUGAUGCGCGCGCCUCCGUCCGAUGGAGGCGACGCGUUGCCCGGCUCAUCCAACAAGAUGACGCGCCGCCUGAGCCGGCGGCUGCUUGUCUCCUUGUAUGCAGGAGGCCAGACAUGGACGCCCGCUCCGAGUGCGACAUCGUGGCUGCCGAAAAGGGGCCGAGUAGUCAGAUCGAUGGACUCCGCGCUGCAGGACUCGUAAGCGCCCUUCACAAGAUCUUCACCAACCACAACACCCUCAACAUUCAGUCCGUCAGCCGCCUGGAAUGUACUGGUUCGUGUCCCGAUCUGAUGAUGAGUAGAAGGGAGGCAGCGGAGCCGCCUCCCGCGACCCUUACCCCCCAGCUGCCCCCCCGGGCCCACCACCACCAUCGGCCCCUCUGCAUGUCGGUGUCAUCCGACAGCAGUGGACGCUUCAAAGCUCUCGACACGCAGGAAUGGAAGAACAACCUCAAAGCUCAGAUGGAGCAGGCCCACAGCGCAGGCGCCGCCAGAAGCACGGGUUCCCUGGAGCGGGCGUCCCUCUUCUGCGCCGCGGGAGGUCCUCCGUCCAAGGCUACCACCGGCCGCUUCUCACUCUUCUCGCCGCCGUGGAACGUCAGCUCCGAGUCGGACUCCAACCCGCCGUCUCGCUCCGGGUCGCGGAAACUGCGCAACUACAGCCGGCGAGCGGCCACGGGUCCGGCCGACGCCCACGAUCCGCCCGGAGGUGAGGGGGACGGUGGCGGCGGCGGCGCCCCGCGGCAUUUCGAGCCAGUCAUCUCCAAGGUGACGGACUACAUCUACGUGGGCAACUUGAACGCGGCGUACAACGGGCGGGCGCUGUGCCGCAACAACAUCGACAGCAUCAUCGAUAUGAGCGGAGCCCCGGGUCAGGCGGCGCCGGCCCUCAGCCUCAUCCCCUGCACCUGCUCGCGCGGCGGCGUCCGCCACAGCUGGUCCCGCCUCAAGGUGGACAUCGGCGACGUCAAGCAGCGUUGCUUCGAGGACAUCAACGAGUGCAUCCACGCCUCGGCCGGCAAGCGCAAGCGGGUUCUGGUCCACUGCGGGGACGGCUUCUCCCUGGCGCCCACCUGCGUCAUCCAGUACCUGAUGCUCAAGCGCAACAUGAGGCUCAUGGCCGCCUACGAGCUGCUCCGGGCCAAAUAUCCCGUCAACAUCCGCGAAUGUCACCGCAACCUGCUGGUGAGCCUGGAGAGGACGCUCAGGCCUGGCGACGUGGAUCCGGAGAGCUUCAAGCAGGCCAUCUCCAGGAAGGUGGCCUGGACCUGACUCCGCCCCGAGCGCAGACGAGUGGCCACAAAAGUUAGCGCCCGCCGAUGUGCUUCUGCUACCGCGCCGCGUCCAGUUGAGAUUUGGCCGCAACUCUUUGGAUGGACUCGAUUGAACAUGGUACCAGGAGGUUCCGCGACGACUCGUGGAUGGAUGGUCCUCCGGUUGCAGUCUUGUUUUGUCAGCACCAGAUGAGUGAAACCUGCUUCUGGUUCCAGACGUUUGCUGUCGCAUGGCUGGACUCCAAACUUUUUUUUUUUUUAGCUCCACCACCACAUCUCAGGAGAGAUGUGGAACUAGUUUCUGGUACUGGUUGGAAUCUUGUGGCCCUCCAGUUGAGCCUUGUGAAGAAGUUGGAUCCCUUUUUUUUUUAACAUGUGUGGAGGGCUGAGGCCCGCUUUUGAUUCCAGUGAUUUGGUGUCACCCCAGUAGAUCUUUCAUGGUGAUUCUUGUACCUCACGGUCCAGUUCAGUUCUUGUUGAUAGAACCUGCAGGCCGCCCUCUCCCAAAACUCAAAUGCAUCCAUCUUGUUGGUUCCUCGUGAAAAUGUUGGUGUCGAUGUGCUCGUCUGCUGCUGGAACAACAACGCCGAGCUGUCCUCCAUGAGGAAGAACUUUUACUCGAUUCUACUGUGCAGAGUUUGGACUCUUGGUGUGAAUUGUGUUCUGUGUGAAUAUUGUGGAUGUUUUGUGGUGAUUUGAAAGAAGCACACCAUGGAGGGGAAAAAGCAAAAGGUGGCAAUAUCAGGAAAGUCUCCAUUUCAAUGACUAAUGUCAUCAAAUUGCAGAAGUUUCAUUUUUGAUGAUAAUAUUGUUCAUGCAAUUGACAUUUUGUGAGGGGAGGUACUUUGGAUUUUUUUCCUUUUAAUACUGUACCAUUUUUGGCUUUGUAGUUUUCAAGUAUAACUUUCCUUAUUUUCUUCAAAAACAUUUUGGUAAAUUUCCAUCACAAUCUUUCCUGCUAAUAUUUGGACUUCCCUUAACGUUGCUCCUUUCUUUACUUUCAAACUAGAACUUUUUCCCCCUGGUUUAUUUUCAGCCUCACCUUCAUACUUGUUUUCACGAAAUCCUAAUUCAAAAUAAUAAGUUGCUUGUAAAGAGGGAACAUGAAGACAUUUGUUGAAAUGUGAAUUUCUUCUCCAGAUUCAUUUCAGGUGGCAUUUUUUGAGGCUAGCCGAUGUUUGGUUGGCAAGUGACCAAAUAGCAUCGACGCUAAUGUUUGCGUUAGCUCGGCAUUUGGGUUAGCCUCCAAAUGUAUAUCAGAGAAUUUUGUUUCAUUUUGUUAGCAGUACAACAAAACAUUUCCUUCAAGUCAUCAAGUGUCGACACUUCCUGCCAACUUAUGGCAAACCUGUUAAGUUUUAUGCAAAUAUUUACAAAAUAAGGAGGCUGUCGUCGUUGAAGUGGCUAGCGGCGGCUAUGCUAACAAUAUGUGAAAAUAACUUGGCGUCUUGGUUGGCUUUGUGACGUGACAUUUGCACCUUUUCUGGAUAUCUGCCGUUGAGUUGUUUUCUUUUUCUACGUGCAAAAAAAAAAACCCAUCUUGAAAUGUGAGCUUGGCAAACGGCGGCUGUAAUAUAUUGCCGCUUUUGUUUUUCCCGCGUCGUUGGUGAACGUGGACUUGGUUCUCCUCAAUGUUCUCAGGUGAUUCUUCAGUGGUGCCACCACCUUUGUACUGUUCAUUCAAUAAAAGAUGACGUACGUGA
Messenger RNA from Syngnathus acus (greater pipefish), 3232 nucleotides. RefSeq lists its product as uncharacterized. Gene Ontology annotation, biological process: protein dephosphorylation; negative regulation of MAPK cascade. The coding region runs from base 370 to 1527 and encodes 385 amino acids. NCBI's taxonomy places the organism in Eukaryota, Metazoa, Chordata, Actinopteri, Syngnathiformes, Syngnathidae. Gene Ontology annotation, molecular function: protein tyrosine/threonine phosphatase activity; MAP kinase tyrosine/serine/threonine phosphatase activity. The record is from RefSeq and is a predicted model, not a curated record. The transcript is spliced from 5 exons. Gene Ontology annotation, cellular component: cytoplasm.